CAGUGCUGGGAGCUGUGAGCGCUGCUGAGGAGCGCCGUUGAGUGGCACUGGGUAAGUGCCCCACCCACAAACACCCACCACAAGAGAAUUUCGACCAAAAUCAAGGGCAAGCCAUUUCUGGAUUCAGCGAGCUAUCGCCCCGACUCCCUCCACGCAACUGCGCGCUCGUGGAUUCUGCGGUCGAAUUGCGUCGCUGGCACCACCGAGAUAUCCCAACCGAUCAGCAUCUCCUGCUCUCUUGAAUCCUUGCGCAACCAGCCAUGGCGGAACCAGCACCCGGGUUGUCGCCGCUCGUCGACCUGAUCAACUCGCUGCCCGACCCCGACGGCACCUGGGGCCCGCCCGUCACGACCGAGACGACCCUCAAUGGCGUCCCCUACGCCCCGUUCUCCAAGAGCGACAAGCUCGGCCGCAUGGCCGACUGGACCGAUUCCAAGGACGGCAGGGACGGCCGUGGCAGGCAACAGUACAACCGGAACUACCGUGAUCAGCAAGUCUACGGUGCCGGCUCUGCCUCGCUCUUUGCCGCCCCCAUGGCGGAGGACGAGGCCUCAUUCUCGGUCGUCUCCAACGUGAGGGACACGGGCAAGGCCCGCUUCGGGCGAGGCGCCGUCUUCACCCGCGGCCGCGGCCAGCGUGGCGGCGCUCGCCAGGACGCCAGGGCCGGCGGCCGCCAGCAGCUCCAGCGUCAGGGGCGCGCUGGGCAGCAGUAUGGCAGCGGCUACGACGGUCGUGGCGGCGCACGGCAGGGCGGCGGCGCGCGCGCGCGGCGCUUCGGCUGGAAGGACUACGACAAGCCGGCGCGCAGCCGUGACGCGUCGAUCAACAUCAAGCCCGACUGGAAGCUCCUCGAGGAGAUCGACUUUAACCGUCUCAGCAAGCUCAACCUGGACGCGGACGACGGCGAGGACAUCGACAGCUACGGCUUCCUGUACUACUACGACCGCUCGUUCGACAAGCAGCCGGUCAAGAGCGCCGAGCGCAAGCUGGCCGUCGUGGACCGCGCCGUGUACAACGUCACGACGUCGUCGGACCCCAUCAUCCAGGAGCUCGCCGAGAAGGACGAGGCGACCAUCUUCGCCACCGACAGCAUCCUGUCGAUGCUCAUGUGCGCGCCGCGGUCCGUCUACCCGUGGGACAUCGUCAUCCUCCGGCAGGGCAACAAGGUGUUCCUCGACAAGCGCGACAACGCGGCGCUCGACAUGGUGACGGUCAACGAGAACGCGGCCGACGCGCCGCUCGAGGCGUCGGAGGGCUCCAAGGAGAGCAUCAACCAGCCGGCCGCGCUGGCGGAGGAGGCGACGUACAUCAACCACAACUUCGCCAACCAGGUGGUGAUCGAGAGCGAGACCCAGAAGGUCGACAUGGCGCACGAGAACCCGUUCUACAGCGCGUCGCACGAGACGGAGCCGCCGGCGUCCAAGGCGUACAAGUACCGGCGCUUCGACCUGUCGACGAGCGAGGAGGACCCGACGUACCUGAUCGUGCGCACCGAGCUGGACGCGGUGCAGAAGAACGCCAUCAGCGGCGAGGACCAGUUUGUCACCGUGCACGCGCUCAACGAGUUCGACAACAAGGCGCAGGGCAGCGGCGGCGCGCUCGACUGGCGGACCAAGCUGGUGACGCAGCGCGGCGCCGUCGUGGCCACCGAGAUGAAGAACAACAGCUGCAAGCUGGCGCGCUGGACGGUGCAGAGCAUCCUGGCCAAGGCCGAUGUCAUGAAGCUGGGCUUCGUGUCCCGCGUGUCGCCCAAGGUGAACGACAAGCACGUCAUCCUCGGCGUCGUCGGCUGGAAGCCGCGCGACUUCGCCAGCCAGAUGAACCUGCAGCUGUCCAACGGCUGGGGCAUCGUGCGCACCAUCGCCGACAUGUGCCUGCAGCGCGACGAGGGCAAGUACGUGCUCGUCAAGGACCCCAACAAGAGCAUCCUGCGCCUGUACGAGGUCCCGGCCGGCGGCCUGGACGAGGACGACGAGGUUGCCGAGGGUGAGCAGGAGGCUGAGGCGGACGCGGAGGCGGAGGCCGAGGAGUAAACAUACUUGCUCAACAAGAGCAGUCAAAGUAGACGGUCUGAGAGAGUGGGCAGCAGGUGGUCGAAACUGGGGCCGGAAAAAAGCGCAAUAGAAUGAAAAUGGGUCAGCGGUUUUCGUCCGCAUCGGGUCCGACGCUGUUAAGCGCGGGUUGAUGAAUUGAGUUUGAUCUACUGUCGCUUCCCAUCUUGACGGUGCUCCCGUCCUCUGGACUUGCCCUGAAUUCGGCUGGAGGUAAUGAAUUCUGCCCAUGGUGCAUUCACUCCUGUAAAUUUGUUCCACGUGACAGCGCGCGCUCAGGG
Molecule: messenger RNA, 2332 nt
Organism: Thermothielavioides terrestris NRRL 8126
Lineage: Eukaryota; Fungi; Ascomycota; Sordariomycetes; Sordariales; Chaetomiaceae
Exons: 3
Coding region: 261-2033 (590 amino acids)
Biological process (GO): translational initiation
Cellular component (GO): eukaryotic translation initiation factor 3 complex; cytoplasm
Molecular function (GO): translation initiation factor activity
Source: RefSeq, a predicted model, not a curated record